AAGAUUUCAUAAUGAUAAAACAUAUCAUGUGAACUGUCAUCUAAAUUAUGGAUACAGUUUCAUAUAUCAUGUAAUAUAUUUUGUAAGGUCAUGCUUGCUAGUCUCUUCAAGUUGACAAAUGAUUCGAAAAUAAUAUACAUUUUGUAUUACCAAAAAUAGAUAAAUAAAAAAUUACGAAAAUCUAUCUUCAUGAAAUAUUUCGUCAGUGGGGUCUUAUAUAAAAGAUGGAAAAUUUCUUUAGUGUGUAUUCUGGAAUAGUUCUGAUCGGUGACGGUUAAAUAAGGCAUUUAACAUCGGAGAAGCAGCAUUCUGUACAAAACACAAAAUGUAAACACAGAAAAUUAUUUUUAAAACAUGCACCACAAUCGGUCUGGAAGGAAAUAUAAUAAUUGCACAUCAACUAAUGACUCCAGAUACACAACCAUUGCUUCAGAAGAGAAUUAUGGGGAAUUUGAAAUGGAAUUUAUUCAGCCUCAGUUUCUUCCUCCAGUUGUAGAAGAAUAUCAAGCCAAAGAUUAUUCCUUUUAUGUUCCACCAUAUAACUGUAUUCCAUACGUCAUGGAUGAAUUUUUGCCAGAGUUUUCGUAUGAUUGGGGUCCAGACCUUUGCGAUGAUACAGAUGAUGAUUAUGAUAAUGAUCAAGAUAUAUACGAAAUUGAAAUCAGCUCACCUCCAUCUAGAUCCAUAUCACAGAAUAUCCUGAAUCUUAUAUCACCGACUCAAGUUGUCGAUAAUAAUGAUGAAAUUCCUUUUCCCAGUUACUUGUAUGUCGAUAAUACAGAGACAAAUACUGUCAAUAUCAGAUACCAACGUGCCAAUGACUAUUACUACUAUCCCCAGAAUUAAUUGGAAUGAAUUUUUAAAACACCAUUGCAUUAAUUGCAAUUUGAAAAUAAUAUAGUUUUGUUUCAUUUUCUUA
Molecule: messenger RNA, 919 nt
Organism: Nezara viridula (southern green stink bug)
Lineage: Eukaryota; Metazoa; Arthropoda; Insecta; Hemiptera; Pentatomidae
Source: the annotation of a GenBank genome assembly